This is a messenger RNA of Cyprinodon variegatus (sheepshead minnow), 6339 nucleotides long. It is a transcript of the gene myripb, whose product is annotated as rab effector MyRIP-like. Lineage: Eukaryota; Metazoa; Chordata; Actinopteri; Cyprinodontiformes; Cyprinodontidae. Gene Ontology annotation, biological process: intracellular protein transport. Gene Ontology annotation, cellular component: cortical actin cytoskeleton. The transcript is spliced from 18 exons. Gene Ontology annotation, molecular function: myosin binding; small GTPase binding; actin binding. Bases 224 to 3307 code for a protein of 1027 amino acids. The record is from RefSeq and is a predicted model, not a curated record.
GGAGACAAGCUGACAGGUGCCGCGGAAGUUUACGCACGCAGCGGCGCAUCCCUCCGCCUCUCUUGGUCAGUAUCUGGAAUAAAGAGGCUCUGACUGGCGGUCAUUCGGCUCCCGCUGAUCCUGUGGUUGUCCCAGCCUCGGCCUCCGGAGCCCCAACACCUGUGACUCUUCUCUUCCUCUCUUUGACCAGCAGCCAUAGCUCACAGUGGCGAGGCCAGGGACAAUGGGACGCAAGCUGGACCUAUCGGGGCUAACAGAUGACGAGGCCGAGCAUGUGCUGAAAGUGGUCCAGCGUGACAUGAAGCUGCGAAAAAAAGAGGAGGAGAGGCUGAGUGAGAUGAAGCAGGAGCUCGCGGAGGAAGGCAGCAGAUGCUCCAUCCUUUCUAAGCAGCACCGUUUCAAUGAGCACUGCUGCAUCCGCUGCUGCGCGCCCUUCACCUUCCUUUUCAACCCAAAGCGUCAGUGCCUGGAUUGCCAGUUCAACGUGUGCAAGACUUGCUGCACCUACAGCAAGAGGGACAGAGCCUGGCUGUGCUCGGCGUGCCAGAAGGGCAGGAUUUUUAGGACGCAGUCCCUUGAAUGGUAUUACAACAAUGUAAAGAGCCGCUUCAAGAGGUUUGGUAGUGCAAAGGUUCUGAAGACUCUGUACAGGAAGCACAUCAUCGAGAGAGGAACGUUCUCUGAUCUCCCAGAAAGCAGCGUUAACGACGGCAGCAAUGACAACGAUGGAAGCCUCUGCGGCAGCGACUCCGUCUUCUACAGGCAGAGCGAAGGACACAGUAUGGCAGAGACCCUCACAGUCGCCCUGCGUGUUGCUGAGGAAGCUAUAGAGGAGGCCAUUGCUAAGGCUGAGGAGUUCCGGGAUAGUUUGGAGAAACAGAAUGAGGCUCGAUAUCUACGGGACCACAAAGAGGAGCUCAUAGAGGAACUCGCAACAACAAUUGUACAAAAAAUCAUUCAGAGGAGGAAGCGAUCAGAGAUGCAGACAGAGUAUGACUUUGUCUGGCCACAACCCCAAUCUCUAAUCCAGACCAGCGAGCUGCCAUCUCCUUCUCAACCUCACACUUCAUCACAAGACCCUCUAAAGACCCCCUACCCUCUCUGGCGGUCCCGCUCAGCAUUCUCCCUCACCAGUGACGACUCCCCUGUAAAAGGUCCAGAGGAGGAGGAGGAGGCUGCUGCUGCAGGUGGUGGCAGCAGUUUGCACGAGUACGCUUCUCUAAAGAGGGAGAGCAAGGCUGCAUCCUUACCUAACUGGAAAAGCAUGGAUCGCUUAGACAACUCAAGUACAUCGUCGGUUUUGCAGAGCCCAGAUGGGAACUGGAUUGCUCUCCACAGUUCUCAGCUUUCCCGACCGAGCCUGCUCACCAAGAGGAAGAGCUUAGUGUUCAGCGUGCUGGAGAAAGAGUCCAGCGUGGUCUCUGCUUAUGACGAGAUGGGAUCUGACUCAGAAGAGGUGGAUGAAGGCGGCUGGGGCGCGGCCCUCAAACAGUUUCAGCGCAAAUUGUCAGAUGAGACUUACUACACGGACUCGCAGCACGACCCUGAGUGGACUUACACCCAGCACCCUCCCGUUACCUCGCCAUCCUCUGGCUUGUACACCAACACAGAGACCCUCAACUCAGACUCAGAGGCUUCAUCAGUGCUGUCUGCAUGUCCUCGCAAACCAACUCACAACUUGUCGAGGAAGAAAGGAGCACCCGAUUCUCACCUGCACCCUCAUCAACAGCUGCUGUACCAACAGCACUUUCAGCAGAGCUUAUCUCCAUACUUACCCCACACAGAGGCACUGGACGUUAACUUUAAUCCCAAGAUAAUGGGGGACAGCAGCGAAGCAGAAGACAGGCAGUGUGUCCGAAGAUCACGGAGACGAAGGAAAAGCAAAAAGGAGUCAUCAACGGAGCAGAACAAGCCUGGAGGCCAGGACCAUGCACAGUCCAUUUACCCUUUAGCACAGGAGAACAGUGGUUUUCUACUCAACGCCCUGCUGAAAAGAGGCUUAAGUGAAGAGCAGCCAGGGCCUGACAGUAACUCAGCACCACUAAUUGCUCCAGAUCCCCUCAAACUAGAUGCAAUGACUGUGGAAGCAGGGGUCUUGGAUGUUGUAGCUCCAAAUUCUCCAUCCCCAAACGCUGCUCAGUCCAGCUCAGUGGCCCCGGAGUCAGAAAUAGUAUAUAGGGGCUCCAGGCCUGGAUCAGGUUCUGGAGAUCACCUGGAAGAAGAGAUUCGGUCCCGGAUCAGUGAGCUGGUCAGCCGAGGGAACAGCAAAGACAGCUCCUCAUCUGAUGAAGAGGACAAGCUGAUGGAAAAAGACAAUGAGAAUCACAGAGAUAAGCCAAGACCAAAGCAAACAGAGAAGCAAAGACUGCGUACGAGUGUCAAGAGAGAGAAAGAAAGUGAAGUGAUGGAACAAGUAAAUGGGCAAAGGGCUACCAGGUUAACGAAGAGUGCCUCAGUAAGAGAGGAAAGGAGAGUUCAGGAGAGAGUGUUGGAGAAAAGAGCAGAGAGUUUUGUAGAGAAAGUAGUUGAGAAAGAGCAGAAAAGAGGAGAGGUUAACAGAGUGAGUAAGAAACAGCGUAAAAAAGAUGGAGAGAAGGAAGCAGCACAGAAAGGUGGUGCAAAGAGGAGUGGAUCCAGCGCAAGUUCACCUGCUGUUACACCUUCUUCCCAGGAGGGGGGGCUGUCAAACAACCAGCAGGUGGGACAGAAUGACUUUGAACAACAGCAGAAGCUUCAGUUGCUCUCUUCUGUCAUACAGCAGCAAAAGUAUUCAGCGGCUUCGCUGUGCAGCAUCACCACAGAAGUGCUGAAGGUUUUGAAUGCAACAGAGGACCUGAUUGGAGAGGCUGGUGGUGAGAGCUACACCCCGUCUGAGUCCAUGAGUGCCUCUCCCAUAUCCAGCAGCUCUGACACACGCAGGCUGGACCAGAGGCUUACCCAGAUGGAGGAGAAUGUGUACCUGGCUGCUGGAGCUGUGUAUGGCCUGGAGGGGGCACUGGGGGAGUUAGAGCAAUGUGCCAGGAGUAUUAGCAGGGGGACUACAGACACCGAGCUGGCUUUCCUGGAGGACCAGGUGGCCACUGCAGCAGCUCAGGUCCAGCAGUCUGAACUAAAGAUAUCAAACAUCGAAGCCAGGAUUUCAGCUCUGAAGACAGCUGGCUUAAAUGUGACUGUCUGCAAUCGUUUCUCAAAGGUCAAGCCAAACUCCAAGCCUGAAACACUGGACUCGUCACGCCAUCAGAGGAGGAAACUCCCAGCACCUCCAUUAAAAGAAAAGUUGGAGUCAGAGCAGCAGGUUCGGCCAUAGAGACAAGCAGCAGCACAAGUCCCUCAGGGCCACUUUACAGAGCCUCAGGGACAAGGGCCCUUCACAUCUAGUGCCUUGACCCAGCAUCUGCCUCCAACUCUAAGCCAAGCAGGGACCGGCGCCUGCCCAGUGUUCUCCACCCUCAACCAACCACAACAGUGUCACCUCACAGGAAAACAUUACUGGCUGUUUCUUUUUAUCAUCAUACUCAGUAUUAUCUCCCUCAGUGCACUCAUGUAAGCUGAUUAGCAUUUGUUUUUUCUGCCUUAAAAUCUGCAAACAAUCCUCAUGUUACGUAAAACUAUAAAUAUAUAUGUAUAUGUACAUCUGUACAUACAGAAGAAUGCAUUGAUGGUUUCUUUAUCUGUUUGCAAGAGUGUUGUCAGUUGAUGUAAAAUGAAGAUGUGGAAAGAUCACUUUGUGAUUUCUGUGUUUCAGUGUCCUAACACAAAAUGACAGUGUUUAUACUGUAGUUUUUUUGUUUUUUUCUCUCAAACUAAAAUAGCAAGAAGAAAGCAAGUAUUCUGCAACACCCAUUAAAAUUUGUGUUUUUCCCUCUGACAUCAGGUGGCGAUUGCCAAGCCUGACCAGGGUGUAAGUCAGUCUGCUAAGGCUCAGACAUAAACAAGUGAUUUACAGAAAUGAAAACCUGAUUGGUCCAGUCAAAUACAGACUCAACCAAUCACAGUGCUGGAGGCAGGUGUUUACAUUUGCACCAGAAGUACCCAUAACAUAAAAGUGAUUUUCUGUAAUCAUAACGAUCAAGAUUGAGGCUGCAAGAGAGCAAUGCUUAAUUGAUUCCCUUUAUAAUGCCCCAGAUGGAAAAAUAUAAACAACUCUAAGAACUUUUCCUUCUAAAAAACACGAUUUUUGCAUAAUAUCUGUAGUUAUCUGAUUGGUUUUUACCUGUUUCCCCUGGUUCUGUUAGUCCUGCCCUGGUUUGGCUCUCGAAAUCGGUUUCUACCUGCUCCUUUCCUGACUGAUGCAUGUUGUAAAUCAGUCUGACUGGCUAGAUAAGUUAUUCCCACGUUGGGAUUAUUAUAAAAUGAUGAGUAUUUUAACUAUUAAAAAAACUUGCACUCAAUACCUGUAAAAAUAUGCAAAGUAUCAGGGCCAAAAAUUAUUUUCCUUUUCCUCCUGCUAAAAUGUGCUUUCGCUCCAAUUAUUACAAAGCACACUUGUAAUAUUAAUCAGUGAGCUGUUGGUGCAAAUUUAAACUAAAAGUUGGGAUAUAUUUUAGAUGCCAGUAUGAAAAUUAUAUGAGAAAUUAAAUUAUCUUUAUUAUCUACAUUUCAUUUCUGACCUAGGAAUUAAAUCACUUGUAUGCUGAUUAAUCUCAAUUUUUAUGUGUUAGCAACACUCAAUAAAUGUGUUGCAAAUAAGAGGUUGUAGGGUGCCAUGUGUUUCACGGGUAUAACAAGAAACAGUUAAUAAAUAGACCAUACCCACACAUUUUACUGUAUUAUAUAGACCUGGCAGUCACAUUAUACAUAUUCAAUUAUUAAAUAUAGUUAGGAAAUCUCCAAAUUUCCACAUUGUUAUUUCUUGGUGUUUUUCAAGCUCCACGUUGAAUUAAAAAUCCUAUUUAGUCCAAAUGAAACACAGCAUUAACUGUAUAAUAAGGAGAAAACAACUGAAUGUUAAAGUAGAUGAGAUGAAAAGCUUAUUCUACCAUAGUUUAUGACAGUUUAGAAUGUUUUUAAGCUUGAAGAUUUAUUUCAUUUUCUUUGUUUUUCACUGAUUCGAAUGAACUAAAAUGGCAUCCAGGAAGUUUAGAUAUACUGAGGAUGUAGCUGCAAUGAAUUAUUCUGACAUGACUCAACUCCAGUAUGUCUCUCUUUAAGUUAAGUUCAAUGUAAAUGGCAAACUUAGAGAAGAACAUGGCCUACCUGCAGCAGACAAAGCCAUGGAGGCUCUGACUUCCAUCUAGCUGAGCUAUGCAUACGGAAAGGAAUGUAAAGCUAUUCUAAAUCUGUAUAAGUAGAUUAAAUCAACCAAAACUGGAAUCCAGUAUGUCUCACUUUGAAGUAGCAGGAAAUAGGAUUAGAUUUUUUUACAGUGCAGAUUAUAUAAAAGGUUAAAUCUACUACCACUACUACCAUUGAAUCCUAGUAUAUCUAGAUUAAACUUCUGGGUUAAAAUAUCACAAGUUAUAAAUACAGUAUCACAUAAGUAGGGAGCAACUGCUAAUGCAGCGGGAAAACCUCAAGUGAGUUUAGUUUAGCUGGGCAUACACUGCGUGAUAUUCAAUUGUUGCACUCAGCUACAGCUCAAACUGUACGACGAAACCGCAGGUUAUCCUGUAUAAAAGUUCACUGCACAUGAUGCAUGUUCUUACACUGUGCGACCCGACGCUCUGAUACGACCUUACGAUGACUGACUUAAUUUUUAUGUUUGAUUUUCUCUAGCCCUCACGAUUCCUGAUCGGGUGGGUGGUCAUGUGAGGCUGAUGGCCCCUUGUUACCCCCUGUACACUACCAGGGGCGGAGCUAGAUGGGGAGCCAAUUUUUUUUCAACUCUAAUAAGGAUGGUGGCAACAGUAAUACUCUCAAGUGGAAUAACAUAUUAUUUUUUCAUAUAUUAACAUUUACUUGACAACAAAAACAUUUUGGUUAAUUAUACACAUCAAUAUACUAAUAUUAAAGAUGAUACUGUAAGCACAGAAUUCAUGCUCUUUUCAGAACUAGAUUUUGUGUUAUAUGGGGUAAAGAGAAAAUGGUUCGUUUCUGCAAGUCAUAUAGGAGUAUUCAGUGAAAUCAUAGAUAAAUAACUAUUUUAAUAAAAACAUAUUAAAUAAUCAAUUUAUGUAGAUAUUGGUACUAACUAUAACUUUUUUGCAGAAUGAUUACGGAUAAAAGGAAACUAAUGACAUAGGAAAAGAUGUUCGUCCCAGAUCUCAAACCUGAAUAAAUUGCAUAAACUAUACCUUUUAGCUAGGAAGAUGUUUAAAUAUAUGUGUCUAUUUUUUUAGCAAAGGCUGUAAGAAAGGAUAUUUUGUUUUUAUUUAGAAAAUAUGGAUGUUGUGCUCAUUU